UGCCUGGGCCCGGGCCCUCGGUAGCAGCGUCGGUCCCGGGACUUCGGGCGCCUCUUGCCAGCUCCCCUCCCCUUCCCGCGGUCCGCGAUGGGGCGCACGUCCAAGGACAAGCGCGAUGUCUAUUAUCGGCUGGCCAAGGAGGAGGGCUGGCGGGCCCGCAGCGCCUUCAAGCUGCUCCAGCUGGACGAAGAAUUCCAGCUGUUCAGCGGUGUCAGGCGGGCGGUGGAUCUCUGCGCCGCCCCCGGCAGCUGGAGCCAGGUGCUGAGCCGCAAGCUCGGGGGGUCCGGGCCGCCGGCCUGCAUCGUGGCCGUGGACCUGCAGGCCAUGGCGCCCUUGCCUGGGGUGGUGCAGAUCCAGGGGGACAUCACCAAGGCGUCCACGGCGCAGGAGAUCAUCGGGCACUUCGAGGGGCAGCCGGCGGACCUAGUGGUGUGUGACGGUGCCCCGGACGUCACCGGGCUGCACGACAUCGACGAGUACAUCCAGGCGCAGCUGCUGCUGGCCGCCCUCAACAUCGCUAUCCAUGUCCUGAAGCCCGGCGGCAACUUCGUGGCCAAGAUCUUCCGCGGCCGGGACGUCACCCUGCUCUACUCGCAGCUGCGCCUCUUCUUCCCCGACGUGGUGUGCGCCAAGCCCCGGAGCAGCCGCAACUCGAGCAUCGAGGCCUUCGCCGUGUGCCGGGGCUUCGCGCUCCCGGCGGGCUACGUGCCCAGCAUGCUGAACCCCCUGCUGGACCACAGCUACCACGGGGACUUCAACCAGCUCGAGGGCCCCACGCGGCUCAUCGUGCCCUUCCUGGCCUGCGGGGACCUCAGUGCCUAUGACGCCGACCGCACCUACCCCCUGCAGCUGGAGGGGAGCCCCGAGUACCGCUACACGCCGCCGGCCCAACCACCCAUCCAGCCGCCCUACCAAGAGGCCUGCAAACUCAAGAAGUCGGGGGGUCUGGGCAGGGCCACGCUGCUGCUCGGGGCUCUGCCCGAUGCCCAGGAGCAAGCUGCUGCCCAGCCGGAGAACGAGGGCGAGCAGGCCGCGACCCAAGCCCUGGGCUCCCUCUCCCUAGACCCGUAGGGAGGAGUCCUCCCCAAGGGGCCUCUGGAAACUUAUCCCUACAGACUUGGGGGGAGGGGGUGGUAAUCCUCAAGGUGCAAGCUCUUCCUUUGGUUAUUCCUCCUAAACAUAACGGAGUUUUAGUUGGGAUUAGUAGAGAUGGAAUAUUUAUACAUAUCUACAUAUCUGUGUGUGUGUGUGUGUGUGUGUAUAAAUAUAUAUAUAUAUACAUACAUAUUUGA
This is a messenger RNA of Vombatus ursinus (common wombat), 1292 nucleotides long. RefSeq names its product putative tRNA (cytidine(32)/guanosine(34)-2'-O)-methyltransferase. Gene Ontology annotation, cellular component: cytoplasm. The coding region runs from base 88 to 1071 and encodes 327 amino acids. Gene Ontology annotation, biological process: cytoplasmic translation; tRNA methylation. The transcript has a single exon. NCBI's taxonomy places the organism in Eukaryota, Metazoa, Chordata, Mammalia, Diprotodontia, Vombatidae. The record is from RefSeq and is a predicted model, not a curated record. Gene Ontology annotation, molecular function: tRNA methyltransferase activity.